AUGUUUAAAUAGUUGCCUUAUGGUUUCGUAGUUAUGACAGUUUGAUUAUCCAUUCAAUUGGGGUGGAAUAACACUAUACACUCAAUAAGUCUAGGCCUGGCGCACAUAUUGGACCGCCAGUGUCAUACCACUUUUCUCUCGUGGUCCUGAGGUGCAAAAGAUUCGUAACACACUGUUGAGUCUGGAUAGAUAUCAUAUAUUUAAGGUUAAGUGAUGCUAUAUUUGUUGUUGUAUGAAGAAUAUGAAGAGAAUACGGUGGGAUGGGUAAGACUUCCCGUUUCAACGUUUCCAAGUAUGUCUUGACCAUUUUCACAACAUGGGGUCGAGCAGUGUUAUGCUGUAAAAUCACUUCAUCAUGUCUCUCGUUGUAUUGCGGCCGUUUGUCUUUCAAUGCUCGGCUCAAACGCAUUGAUUGCGUUCGAUAACGGCUUCCUGUGAUUGCUUCAGUUGAUUUUAACAACUCAUAAUACUUAACGCCGAGCUGGUCCCACCAAAUACUGAGCUUGAUUAUUCGGUUUGGCCGUCGAUAUACCGUCGGGAUAUACCCAUGAUUUUCUGCGCUUGGAUUACCGUAAUGAGCCCAUUUCUCGACUCCAGUCACAAUGUAGAAAUCCCCUCCGUUUUUGCCUGGCAAGCAGAUGUUCACAAUCAAACAAACGCCAUUCAACAUAUCUCGGCUUCAACUCGUACGGCACCCGAUUUCCUUGUUUCUGAAUCAUUCCCAUGACUUUCAGGCGUUUUGAAAUGGCUUGUUGCGUCAUUCCCAAUGAUCUUGCCAAUUAUUGUUGCGUUUAACACGAGUAUUGAUCAAGUAAUGCCUCCACUGAAGAAGUGAUGGUAUAGGUUGAAGCCUAUUUCGAAAGGAAAUACUAAUCUUUUCACAGAAAAUGUAUGAAGAAUUACAGGAGCAUUGUAGGUUGAGUAUUAAAGUUGAAUUUAUGCACAAUAGAUCUUUAGGUCAAGGUGCAUGCGGGUCGGUUUAUAUCUCGCCCCUCCUCUAAUCUAAAGUGGAAUUUCUAAGAAAAAUGCAAUUUUACUGGUUGGGCCCGGAAGUUAUUGAGUGUAUUGUUAAUUAACCUUUCUAUCCACCGUUAUCCAUUAACCGUUGUUUUCGUAUUGUCCUAGAAGCGCGUAAAAAUUGUACAGAUGUGUCAUUAGCGUAUUUCCGGGAUCCAACGUAAAAAUAGCCUACUUAAUUCGCCACUAUCAACGGAAAAGCGACAACACCGAUUGAUCUCCUCUUCCGGCUAGCAGUGGUCCAACCUCAGAGAGAGGAAAACAGAACGUCAACAUCAAUUGGAAGCAGCUGCGGUGCUGCAGGAAUGCCAAAAUAUCACCGAAUUAAUUCUACCUACAUCGUAUAAUUGGAGGAGUUAGUCACAGAUGAUUGUCCAUUGACUUGACACGGUAUUAGAUCACACGGCACACGAGCGCAGUCCAGCAUCAAUUAAAAUCUUCGAGAGCUCGACAGAUCAGUCGGUGUACCGUUACUUAUUAUGUGAAGUUUGCCGGGUCGGUUCGUUUCAGGUUCGAAGAGAUGUCGUUUGGAGAAAUGGGCAGAUUGGAGGUGUUUUGGGAGAGCAGGAGCGAUUUGGAGAAGAGACUGCUGCUGUUCGUUCUGGUCCUGAGUUUGGUGCUGCUGGUGAUAAUUCUCUAUGCGAUAUUCGCCAGUGGAGAUGACACUUGUCUCACGAUGGAUUGCGUUAGUGCUUCUACUCAUGUUUUGGACUACGUAGACUUCUCUGUAAGACCAUGUGACGACUUCUACGGCUUCGUGUGUGGCUCCUUUCUCAAAAAAGCCGUAGAAUACAACAAAACACCAGUUAUUAAAUACCUGGAAGACCGGACGAAAGGGCAGAUAGAAUCUCUGAUCACGACUACCGUCAAUGAUACGUCAACUCACUCCCUACAACUCCAGAGGAGGUUUUACAAAAGCUGCAUGAACACUUCAGCUAUUGAGAAUGACGAAAACGAUAAAUUUUUGACACUCAUAGAUUCGAUUGGUGGAUGGCCAGUGAUCAAGAAUAAUUUCUGGGAAGAGAACAACUUUGACUGGAAGCAGACGAUGAUAAGGUCGAGGAAAUUGGGACUCAGUUUUCAGAAACUUAUUGGGUUGUCUAUUACUUAUACUGAUGAGAAUACAACGAUUUUAGAGAUAACUCCUCCUGAUGAUGUCAAUUACAUAUCGCACGAAACAAUGGAUCCCUACGUAGAGCUGAUCCACGAUAUUGCCAUCUUCUUACACGCACCAACAUUCGGAAUCAGACCGGAAGUCAGGAAUAUACCUCAGUUCCAAAAUCAACUCCACAGAAUCAUAGAACUAGCUCGAAAUUCCUCAGCUCCAUCGAAAAAUAUGACGCUGAAGGCAUUUCAGGACAAGUACCCUAGAAUAUCCUGGUUGCAAUUCCUCAACGCUGUGUUGUCAGAUGCUCUGGUCCUGAAAGAAACCGAUUUGAUCUCCAUAAGGUCAGAGCGAUAUCUGAUAGAUCUUGAGAUUCUUCUGUUGAACACUAAGAAGAGGAUAUUGGGAAAUUAUAUAAUUUGGAAAAUGAUAGAAAAAUUCAUACCAUUUUUAACUCAUAAUAUCCGAAGCAGAUACGAAAAAUUCAAGACGCAGUAUCCUGAUAAAAAAGUUAACAGACAUCAAAGGAAAGAUGAAUGCGUGAAGUUGGCUAAAGAGAUUUUCUCCAAUGUUGCCGAAAUUGAAUACGUGAGGAGAUACACAGAUCCCGAUGUGAGAAGGGAGCUCAAAAAUAUUUUCGAGAAGGUUAAGAGGUCGCUGAUUAGAAGGCUCAAAACUUCUUCGCGUUUGGAAAUUAAGUUAGAAGAGGACAUAGAGGCGGAAAUGAGGAAUAUUGGGAUCGAUGUCGGUGGUCCUGACUUGGUUUUUGAUGCGGAAAAGGCUGAAGAAGAAUUGGGAUAUAAUGACCUGCGUUUUAAGGAUGAUGAUCUAGUCAAUAUAGUGACGAAGACCUCAAUCAAUAGGGUUAGUCAUUUUUUCGGUAAAAUAGGAAAAGACAAGGUACCUUUGGAACCGUACACAAACGUCAAUGCUCUCUAUAAUGGAUUCAGCAAUAAUCUUGUGCUAUCUUCUGCAUUGUUACAUGAUGUUUUCUAUGACAAAAAUCGUCCGAAUUACAUGAACUAUGGAUCUCUGGUGUCGACUAUAGGUCACGAGUUCGCCCAUAGUAUGGAGAAACUGGGAAAUACGACAGAAGAAAAGAGGGGUAGAUUUCACUUCAUCUACAACGAUGCUUUUUCAAAGGCAUUCGGAAAUUCUUCUCAAUGUUUCGAAGAGGAAUAUAAAUAUUUUCACAACAAGACAUUCGGAGAGAUCCCUCAGAACGUCAAUUCAACUCUAGAGGAAAACAUAGCCGACUUUGUCGGAACAGACAUAGCCUACGACCUCUAUCAAGACUACGUGCACGAGAAUGGCGUUGAAACAAGACUGCCCGGUGUAGAUAUGACCCCCAACCAAAUUUUCUGGGUAAUGACGGGUACUUUCCUCUGCAAAAAACCACUGUUAGAAACAGAGUUGUUCUUCCACGCCAACAGCGAGUAUAGGAUAAAUUAUAGGUUGAGAAACUUGCCACAGUUCGCUAAGGAUUUCCAUUGUCCUGCAGGAUCCUUCAUGAAUCCGGAAGUGAAAUGUGUGUUGUACUGAUAGAUUAGUUAUUAUUAUUUAAUUAUUUAAUAAAAGAAUGAACUGAA
This is a messenger RNA of Harmonia axyridis, 3711 nucleotides long. RefSeq names its product neprilysin-2-like. Gene Ontology annotation, biological process: protein processing. The coding region runs from base 1538 to 3664 and encodes 708 amino acids. The record is from RefSeq and is a predicted model, not a curated record. Gene Ontology annotation, cellular component: plasma membrane. Gene Ontology annotation, molecular function: metalloendopeptidase activity. The transcript has 9 exons. Lineage: Eukaryota; Metazoa; Arthropoda; Insecta; Coleoptera; Coccinellidae.